AAAAGCGGCUGCGGAGCUGCCUGCUCGCUCCUUGGGAUUUACCGUCGGGAGAGGCUCCGCUCGGCUCGGGAAGGGCCCCCGCCCCCGCCGCCACCUCUCCUUCUCCUCCUCCUCCUCCUCCUCCAUCCUCCUCCUCCAUCCUCCAUCCCCACGGGCGGGCGCUGCACGCCCAGCCCCAUUCCAACCCCCCCAAACCCCCCCCCCCCCCAACCCCCGGACUUAGGGGUGGUGGUGGGUUUGUGAGUGUGUGUGUGUGUAGGGGGGGGGGGGAAGAUCCAGCGCCCCGAUUGCUGCCUGGUCCCAUGUGAACUGGAAGGCACGGCUAUGCUCCUGGGGACACCGCGCUCCGCCAAACUAAGGUCCUGGCCGCUACCAUGACUGAUGGCGAGAGCCGAGAGCCGCUGCCGCGCCCGGCCGGCGGAGGCGAGGUGCGGGUGCCCAUCACCGCGCCGCCCCGCCGCCCCGCCGAGCAGCCGCCGGAGGAUACCGGCUCCGGCCCCGGCUCCCCUUGCCGCGACCCGCCGCCCGACCUGGCCUCCGAGGAGGAGGAGCAGGUGCCUUACCCGGCGCUGGCACCCACCGCCUUCUUCUGCCUCAAGCAAACCACCCGCCCGCGCAGCUGGUGCCUCAGGCUGGUCUGUAACCCCUGGUUCGAGCACGUCAGCAUGCUGGUCAUCCUCCUGAACUGCGUCACCCUGGGCAUGUUCCAGCCCUGCGAGGACGUGGAGUGCCAGUCGGAGCGGUGCACCAUCCUGGAGGCAUUUGACGACUUCAUUUUCGCUUUCUUUGCGGUGGAGAUGGUCAUCAAGAUGGUGGCUCUGGGGAUCUUUGGGCAGAAGUGUUACCUUGGAGAUACAUGGAAUCGUCUGGACUUCUUCAUCGUGAUGGCGGGCAUGAUGGAGUAUUCUCUGGACGGACACAACGUGAGCUUGUCUGCGAUCCGCACCGUCCGGGUACUUCGGCCGCUACGAGCCAUUAACAGGGUCCCAAGUAUGCGAAUACUCGUCACCCUGCUGUUAGAUACUCUGCCUAUGUUAGGCAACGUCCUCCUCUUGUGUUUCUUUGUCUUCUUCAUCUUUGGGAUUGUCGGUGUGCAGCUCUGGGCAGGGCUGCUGAGAAACAGGUGUUUCCUAGACAGGAAUUUUGCAAUGACAUACAACCUUACCUUCCUGCAUCCGUACUACCGGACCGACGAAGCGGAGGAGAACCCGUUCAUCUGCUCAUCGCAUCGUGAAAACGGCAUGCAGAAAUGCUCCAACAUCCCAAACAGGAAGGAGUACAAGGUGGAGUGCACCUUGAGCAUGGACUCCUACACCCCGAGUUUAUACAACCCUGACUUCAGCAGCAGGAAUGCCUGCAUAAACUGGAACCAGUAUUACAACGUAUGCAUGGCAGGGGACGUAAACCCACACAACGGAGCUAUCAAUUUUGAUAAUAUUGGAUAUGCCUGGAUAGCUAUUUUUCAGGUUAUAACCCUGGAAGGAUGGGUUGACAUCAUGUAUUAUGUGAUGGAUGCACAUUCUUUUUACAAUUUUAUAUAUUUUAUAUUGCUUAUAAUAGUUGGUUCCUUCUUCAUGAUUAACUUGUGCCUGGUUGUGAUAGCAACACAGUUUUCUGAAACAAAGCAGCGGGAGAACCAGCUGAUGCAGGAGCAGCGGGCCCGUUAUCUCUCCAACGACAGCACAAUUGCCAGCUUCUCGGAGCCAGGUAGCUGCUACGAGGAGCUGCUCAAGUACAUCUGCCACAUCUUCAGGAAGGUGAAACGGCGGACAAUACGCUUGUACAAUAACUGGCAGAGUAGGCGCCGGAAAAAAGUUAACCCAAACAGCACCACAAAUGGGCAAAGCCACCGAGGCAAAAAGCGCAUCACCUCCAUACACCACCUCAUCCACCAUCACCACCACCACCACCACCACCACUAUCACAUCAGCAAUGGGAGCCCUCGGGGGCCACGCUCCAACCCUGAGAUCUGUGACCUGGAACUCAAGGUCAUGAAACCUGGAAGCCAAUUGAUGCUUCCUUCUCCGUCACCCAACUUGCAGAGCCCUGCUCCUCCUCCAGAUUCGGAGUCUGUGCACAGUAUUUACCACGCAGAUUGUCAUGUCGAAGGACCACAAGUGAACUGUAAGUCUUCCACCACCCCUGCAAGCAUUAAACUGACAGCUGGACUCUCCAACCACGGCAACAUGAACUAUCCUACCAUCCUGCCUUCUCCAACUAGCAAAGCCAGUUCUGUUCCAGUUCCCAAAGGAAAGAAGAAUGGCAAUUCACCUGUGGCCGUGGUUAAUAGCCCUGUAAAUUUGGGCACGGAUUCUUAUGGAAAGCUGCAGCAACUGGUAGGAGAACAUGGUCUGCGGCGGACGCCCAGCCGGCUGUCGGGGCUGAGCGCGGCCUGCCCGCUGCCCAGCCCGCCGGCUGGCACGCUGACCUGCGAGCUGCAGGACUGUCCCUUCUGCGCCAGCCUCCUGGAAGACCCCGAGUUCGCCUUCAGCGAGUCCGACAGCUGCGACUCCGACAGCAACGGCGUCUACGAGUUCACCCAGGACCUGCGGCAUGGCGACCACAGAGACCAGCUCCAGCAGCAGCGGGGCAGGAGGAGGAGGAAGAAGAAAAAACCCAAGGAGAGGAACAAGGUCACCCGCCUGUGGAAGGCUUUUGGCAGCAAGCUGAAGAAGAUCGUGGAGAGCAAGUACUUCAACCGGGGCAUUAUGAUAGCCAUUCUCAUCAACACGCUGAGCAUGGGCAUCGAGUACCACGAGCAGCCGGACGAGUUGACCAAUGCCUUGGAGAUCAGUAACAUCGUCUUCACAAGCAUGUUUGCCCUGGAGAUGCUCCUGAAGCUCCUUGCCUUUGGCCUCUUCGGCUACAUCAAGAACCCAUACAACAUCUUUGACGGGAUCAUAGUUGUCAUCAGUGUCUGGGAGAUCAUCGGCCAGUCGGACGGAGGCCUCUCGGUGCUACGAACUUUCCGGCUGCUCCGGGUGCUGAAACUGGUGCGUUUCAUGCCCGCUCUCCGUCGCCAGCUGGUGGUCCUGAUGAAGACAAUGGACAACGUAGCCACUUUCUGCAUGUUGCUCAUGCUCUUCAUCUUUAUCUUCAGCAUUCUCGGCAUGCAUCUUUUUGGAUGCAAGUUCAGCCUGAAAACUGACACAGGAGACACAGUUCCAGAUAGAAAGAAUUUUGAUUCCUUACUUUGGGCCAUUGUGACCGUAUUUCAGAUCCUCACUCAAGAGGACUGGAACGUGGUCCUGUACAAUGGGAUGGCAUCUACAUCCUCAUGGGCAGCACUCUACUUUGUGGCCCUGAUGACCUUCGGCAAUUAUGUGCUCUUCAACCUUCUUGUUGCCAUUCUGGUAGAAGGCUUCCAGGCAGAGGGUGAUGCCAAUAGGUCAGACACAGAUGAGGACAAGACAUCUGCCAACUUUGAUGAUGAUUUUGAAAAGCUAAAGGACCUCCGAGCAACAGAGAUGAAGAUGUACUCACUUGCUGUCACCCCAAACGGACACCUGGAAGGCAGGGGAAGCAUGCCACCUCCUAUAAUCAUGCGCACUGCUGCCACACCAAUGCCCACACCAAAGUGUUCCCCACACAUGGAUUCAGUGCACACUUUUGUGGACUCCAGGAGAGGGAGUAAUGCUUCGCUAGACCCCUUGAGCUACGAUCAGAAGUCCUUGUCCAGCCUCCGCAGUUCCCCUUGCGCCAACUGGGGCACCAACAGCAACUGGGGAAGCCGACGCUCGAGCUGGAAUAGCCUGGGCAGAGCCCCAAGCCUCAAGAAGAAGAACCAGUCAGGAGAAAGAGAGUCCUUGCUCUCCGGGGAGGGAAAAGGCAGCACAGAUGAUGACUCCGACGACGCCAAGUCCAGCACGGUCAGCAGGCCCUCGUUGCAUCGCCGGGCAGAGUCCCUGGACUAUCGCAGCUCCCUGGACCUGCCUGAGCUGCUCCAGUUGCCCACCAUGCGCCACUCGCUCAGCAUCAGCCCCCUGGCCGUUCUGCCUGCCGAGUACCAAGACUGCAACGGCAAGAUGGUUCACGUCCCCAGCGAGUUCUUCCUGCGUGUCGACAGCCACAAGGAGGAUGCCAUGGACUAUGAGGAUGACAUGGAUGAUAGUUACUGCUACCGAAUUCGUAAAGUCCUGGAGCCCUACAAACCACAGUGGUGCAAGAGUCAUGAAGACUGGUCCCUCUACUUGUUUUCCCCCCAGAAUCGGUUCAGAGUGAUGUGCCAGAAGGUCAUUGCUCACAAAAUGUUUGAUCACGUGGUGCUGGUCUUCAUAUUUCUCAACUGCAUCACUAUAGCACUGGAACGACCAGACAUAGACCCACACAGCACAGAAAGGAUAUUCCUAAGUGUUUCUAAUUACAUCUUUACUGCAAUCUUUGUGGCUGAAAUGAUGGUUAAGGUGGUAGCUCUUGGCUUUUUCUCUGGGGAGAACACCUAUCUGCAGAGCAGCUGGAAUGUCCUGGAUGGAGUCCUGGUCUUUGUAUCUAUCAUUGACAUUAUUGUCUCCAUGGCAUCAGCAGGCGGAGCAAAGAUCCUUGGUGUCCUUCGCGUUUUGAGACUUUUGCGGACCUUGAGACCUCUUCGAGUCAUCAGCAGAGCCCCAGGCUUGAAGCUGGUGGUAGAAACCUUGAUCUCCUCCUUGAGGCCUAUUGGGAAUAUUGUUCUCAUCUGCUGUGCUUUCUUCAUUAUCUUUGGGAUUUUAGGGGUCCAGCUUUUUAAAGGCAAGUUCUAUUACUGUGAUGGUCCUGAUGUAAAAAACAUCACUACGAAGACUGACUGCACUAAUGCACGCUACAAAUGGGUUCGGCGGAAGUACAAUUUUGACAACUUGGGACAGGCCCUCAUGUCCCUGUUUGUCCUCUCCUCCAAAGAUGGCUGGGUGAACAUUAUGUACGAUGGUUUGGACGCCGUGGGUAUUGACCAACAGCCCAUCCAGAACCAUAACCCUUGGAUGCUUCUCUACUUCAUCUCCUUCCUGCUCAUCGUCAGCUUCUUCGUGCUCAACAUGUUUGUGGGGGUGGUGGUGGAGAACUUUCACAAGUGCCGACAGCACCAGGAGGCAGAGGAGGCCCGGCGUCGGGAGGAGAAGCGGCUAAGACGCUUGGAGAAAAAGCGCAGGAGUAAGGAGAUAUACCUGUCUGAAGCCCAACGCAGGCCUUACUACGCUGACUAUUCCCCAGCACGGAAGUACAUUCACACCCUCUGCACCAGCCACUAUCUUGACCUCUUCAUCACGUUCAUCAUUGGGGUCAACGUCAUCACUAUGUCGAUGGAGCACUACAACCAGCCAAAGUCCCUGGAUGAAGCCCUGAAGUACUGCAACUAUGUGUUCACCAUAGUUUUUGUGUUCGAGGCAGUUCUGAAGUUGGUGGCAUUUGGUUUUCGAAGGUUCUUUAAGGACAGGUGGAAUCAGCUGGAUUUGGCCAUAGUUCUCUUAUCAAUUGUGGGAAUCACACUAGAGGAAAUUGAGAUGAAUGCUGCACUGCCCAUCAAUCCCACAAUAAUACGCAUCAUGCGGGUGCUGAGAAUAGCAAGAGUGCUGAAACUGCUUAAAAUGGCCACUGGGAUGCGAGCUCUCCUGGACACAGUUGUACAAGCACUUCCCCAGGUAGGGAACCUUGGCCUACUUUUUAUGCUCCUGUUUUUUAUCUAUGCUGCCCUGGGAGUGGAAUUGUUUGGCAAGCUAGACUGCAGUGAAGAAAAUCCUUGCGAAGGUCUGAGCCGGCAUGCAACUUUCACCAACUUUGGCAUGGCCUUUCUCACCCUUUUCAGGGUGUCAACGGGGGACAACUGGAAUGGUAUCAUGAAGGACACCCUCCGGGAAUGCACUCGGGAAGACAAACACUGCCUCAGUUACCUGCCUGUUAUCUCUCCUGUCUACUUCGUCACCUUCGUCCUCAUCGCACAGUUCGUCCUGGUCAACGUGGUGGUGGCAGUGCUGAUGAAACACUUGGAGGAGAGCAACAAGGAGGCCAAGGAGGAUGCUGAGAUGGAUGCUGAGAUCGAGUUGGAGAUGUCCAGAGGAGCAACCACCUCGGCCACCAGUGGGAGCAAGGGAGGUGCAGUGGCCCCGGCAAGCAGGGCACCCUUCAGAAGUCAGGAGACCACGAAGUCAGAGCCAGCGGUGCAGGAGGCGCUGAGCUGUGAAAAUGUGUCUUUAACCAUCCCAGACUCAGACGCGCUGGAGGGGGCAGAGACUCCCAUCAUGGAAAUCCCAUCCUUCUGCUCUGUUUCCCACCAUGUCCUGACACCCUCCCACAAAACCCCAGGCCACGAGGCUGAGGGUGGCGCAGCCUCUCUGAGGCCACAGGACUCUCAAAACCUGCUGACGGUCCGCAAGAUCUCCGUCUCCCGCAUGCACUCCUUGCCCAACGACAGCUACAUGUUCCGGCCAGUGAUGCCAGCGAAAGCCCCUUUCCCCCUCCACGAGGUGGAGAUGGAAACGUAUCCCUGCAAAUCCCAAAGAGGGUCCAUCACCUCCAUCCGCUCCCAGCCCGUGGGAACGUGUUCCUCUCUGAGAGUCCCAGCGGAGUCCCUUCAGCUGGCAGGCCGGACUCCCAGCCACGAAGGCUGCCACCGCUGGAAGAUCCUCCCCCCCCACAUCACACCUCGAUCUCCUACUCUGAACAAGCUGCUGUGCAGACAGGAGGCCAUUCGAACGGACUCCGCGGACGGGCAGGCUCCGGACCGCAAGGACAGCCUGCAAACAGAGCCUGGAGAGACACAACCAUCAGCAACACCACCCCAGAGCACCUUCACCCCCAGCCCACUCCAUCCCUCGGCUGCCUCCCUCCCGGGGACCCCCCCGCGCUCCCCCCCAUCCUCCCCGCAUCGUCACCCCAACACGCUCACGCGGAAGCACAGCUGCAGCCAGCACGGUGUCCCCAGCCGGACGCCCAGCCCCGGUGGCAGCCCUCCCAGCCCCGAGGGCUGCCUCUUCGAGUCCUCCGACCUGGCUGACGAGGAGGUUCGUCACAUCAACAGCUCGGCCAAAGACUGGGGAGGGGAGCACUCGGACACCGGGAGCCGCUCGACUUCGCCCUUCAUCUCCCCGGCCCCGUCUCCAGUUCCCCUCAAGAACUGCAGCACAACCAGCCUCUCCAGGGGCAGCAGCAAGGAGAAGGACUUGAAGAAGUUUUACAGCAUCGACACGAAGGGCUUCCUCAACAAGCCCAGCUGGGCUGACGACCAAAGGCGGCACUCCAUCGAGAUCUGCCCCUCCAUCAGCGACGGGGACUGUAGCUUUGAGGACCCUGUCGGGGAAAAGCACCGGUCCUCUGCCCACAUCCAGGCGGAGUCCGAGUACAUCCACGGAGCCCGGAGGAAGAAGAAGAUGAGCCCGCCCUGCAUUUCUAUAGAUCCUCCCAUGGAGGAUGACGGCGGGGCGGCCUCGCGCACCAAACCCUCCGAGAACAGCAUGCUGCGGCGAAGGACCCCGUCCUGCGAGUUCCCGGCUUACAGAGAGUCCCUGGAGCUCGCGGAGAGCCAGCCCGGGGAGCCGGCCCCCAAAGCGGAGCGCCGGGGCCAGCCCCCCUGCCGCGGGGAGCACCUGACCAUCCCCAACUUCUCCUUCGAGCAGUUGGACGGCGGCUCCUUGAGCAGCCUCUCGGAUCUCCUCCUGGACAGCGGUCAGGCCACGCCGGCCUGCGGGGACGCCCGGGGGGACCCCGGCGCCGCCGCCGAACUGAAAAAGCCGGAUCACUUAAAAACUCAGCGGAGCAACGCCGAGAAAAGCAAAGAGCUCCUGGGCAUCGCCAAGAGCCCCCUCCGGAAGCAGGACUUGGUUCCUGUGACUCUCGCAACAGAGGAAGACAUAGACGACCCAGUAUAGCUCACUGGGAGGGGGGAGCGGGGGGGUCUCAAGGGCUUGACACCAAUGUGGGUUUCCAAACCGAAGGGACUGAGCGGCCACAGGUCCGCGAGUGGCUGCUCUUGGGUUUUUGGUUUUUUUUUUUUUUUUUUUCUCCUUUCUCGCAGUCACUUGUUCUUAAGCGCUGUGGAGGUUUGCAAAAAAAAAAAAACAAAAAAACAAAAAAACAAAAAAACACCCACACACACCAGGAAAAAAAAAAAAAAAAAAAGACCACAACAACAACAAACAAAAACAAAUAGAGAAAAAAUUAAAAAAAGAAACCAAACAAACGGCUGGACGAAACGGUGAUGGGUUUCGGGGUGGGGGGAGUGGAUUUGCAAAGCGGUUUGGGGGUUUCUUUUCUAUAGGGAAGGUGGAGUCGAUGCAGGGGGUCGCUUCGUUCCUCCCACCCCCCUCCGUGGCCUCAAUCACAUUGAUUCGGGCUCGUGGCGGUUGGAAUUUGGGGGAUUCUCUUUGGGUUUUGUUGGUUUUGGUUUUUUAAAGAUGCUCAACUUUUAACAAGGCACCUUUUAGAGAUGUCACAUUACGCGGGAGUGCCCAGGAGAUGGGAGCUGUACAUUGUCUGUAUAUCAGCAGCUAUAUAAAUAGAAAUAAUGUAUUUGUGAGAUACAAAACAAGGAAAAAAGACAAAAAAAAAAUACCCACAAAAACUCUCUCUUCAUAAUGCACAUAUUUUUAUAGAGAAACAAUACUGUUUUUUGCAUUACAUGUGACUCUGCAACUGGGUGGUGUUUCCUUGGAUUUUACGUGGAACUAAUUAUUACGGCCAUUCGUUUUCCAACUGUUUCUCUUUCUUCACUUUCAGUUUUUCCUCUCCUUCCCUCCAUCAUCAUCCCACCAGCUUCUUUUCACAGCUGAUGCUUUAGACGUCUCUCUCAUUUUUCUUUUGUACUUUAGAGGUUGCCCUAACUACAGAAAAAAAAAAAAAAAACAAAACCAAAUCACUACUGAAUUGUAGCCAGUGCAAUAAUAAGUUAUUCAUUCUUGUCUGUACAACUGUCCUGUUGCUUUUUUUUUUUUUUUUUUUUCUUAACUGAAAUUCAGGUUAAAUGUCGCAAUAAUCUGAACUAACGUGCACAAACACAGUUUCUUGUGUUACAAAGAAAAAAAAAAAAAAAGACGAUAAAAAGGAAAAAGUUAAAUUUACAGAGAGAUAAAAAAAAAAAAAAAACAAAACAAAUAAAUAGUAAAUUAUUUAAGAAAUGUAUUUUGUUUACUGCAGUUCAAAGUAAAUUAUUGAUACAGUAUGUAAAGGUAUAAAGAGCUGUCUUAGGUGAUGUUCUUUGUGAGCAUUUAAGCUAAGGAUUUGUCCUCCUCGUAGCAGAAUGCCUUCGAAACCCCGGUGGCAGCCGUAACCGUCCCCUUUGCACUCUUUCUGUCGGUCUUCCCCCCGCACCCCCUGCACCCACACGAGGACACGUUCGCCUCCCACGGCCCCCCCGGCACCGGCUCCGACUGAGAAGCCUCUAGAGGAAUUCAGGUCACCUGCUAACACCACUUUUUUGGGUUGUUUUUUUUCUUUUUUUUUUUUUUUUUUCAGUUUUGGGGGUUGUUUUUUUUUUUUUUUUUUUUUUAGCCUCCAGUCCCUGCCCCCUCUCCCCACCCCCCCCUCUCACCGCGCGACAGCUUCGCCAUGGAAAAGCUGAUGUGAAAUAAGAGCAGCAACGAGCCCGUCGCGAGGACGCGCCGUCAGCCUGAGCGCCGGGCGGCGGCAAAAAGACAUACAGGGGAAAAAAAAAAAAAAAAAAAAAAAAAUUAAUUAAAACAAUCGUUUUUGUUUGGUUCGUUCCAUGCCGCCUCAUAUUUAUGCAUUCACAUAUAUCUUCUGUUAUUUAUGCAUUCAUUACUCAAAAGGAAAUGUAUCUUGUUUCACAUGUAUUAAACUGUAUAAACUGGAA
Molecule: messenger RNA, 9775 nt
Organism: Tyto alba (common barn owl)
Lineage: Eukaryota; Metazoa; Chordata; Aves; Strigiformes; Tytonidae
Gene: CACNA1H
Product: calcium voltage-gated channel subunit alpha1 H
Exons: 36
Coding region: 375-7835 (2486 amino acids)
Biological process (GO): calcium ion transmembrane transport; calcium ion import; positive regulation of calcium ion-dependent exocytosis
Cellular component (GO): voltage-gated calcium channel complex; plasma membrane; voltage-gated sodium channel complex
Molecular function (GO): low voltage-gated calcium channel activity; voltage-gated sodium channel activity
Source: RefSeq, a predicted model, not a curated record